This is a messenger RNA of Gasterosteus aculeatus aculeatus (three-spined stickleback), 4841 nucleotides long. It is a transcript of the gene araf, whose product is annotated as A-Raf proto-oncogene, serine/threonine kinase. Lineage: Eukaryota; Metazoa; Chordata; Actinopteri; Perciformes; Gasterosteidae. Gene Ontology annotation, molecular function: MAP kinase kinase kinase activity; ATP binding. Gene Ontology annotation, cellular component: mitochondrion; cytosol. Gene Ontology annotation, biological process: MAPK cascade; protein phosphorylation. The record is from RefSeq and is a predicted model, not a curated record.
GUGCGGCGCUCGCCUCGCGCAGCUGAGAACGGACCAAUGAGGGACGCGCGUUUCGGAGGUUUUCCGCUUUCGCCGAAGUUCUUGACAGAUCCGACUUCGGCGACGGCUUGAAAGAAUUCAAGAUGGCUGCAACAGGAAACUAGCAAGGCCGAACUCUUCUGGAUUCCACUGUGCAUGAAGCUCUCCUGAGGUUGUGCUGUCUUAAGUGCUGCGUGUCCCGUCUCUUCCUGCCGCUCAUCAUGUCCUCCACCUCCUCCUCCUACUCCUCCUCAGGGGAGACUAGUCCGGAGGAUGUACCCCGAGGUGGGGGCACCAUCCGAGUCUACCUCCCCAACAAACAGAGGACAGUGGUGAAUGUUCGCCAAGGACAGACUGUGUACGAGAGUCUAGAUAAAGCGCUCAAAGUGAGAGGCCUGAGCCAAGACUGCUGUGCUGUAUUUCGCCUUCUAGAAGGUCGUAAGAGACUCACCGAUUGGGAGACAGACAUCACUCCACUGGUUGGAGAGGAGCUUCUAGUCGAGGUCCUGGAUGAUAUACCCCUCACCAUGCACAACUUUGUACGGAAAACCUUCUUCAAACUGGCUUAUUGUGAUUUUUGCCACAAGUUUCUUUUUAACGGCUUCAGAUGUCAGACAUGUGGCUACAAAUUCCACCAGCACUGCAGCAGCAAGGUUCCCACUGUGUGCGUGGACAUGGACACAGUGACCAAACGGAAUGAUACUAAUCCCUGCACAGAUGAGUACCCACGGAUACUAUUACCAGAAAAUUCCCCAUCGCAGAGCAACCUAGCCUUAACCCCAGAGCCUGCUGGGACGGACCUCCUGUCCCCGACCUCGGCGUUUCAUUUCCCCAUGCCGAGUGGGGAGGGCCAGUCCCUGCAGAGGCACCGCUCCACCUCCACUCCCAACGUGCACAUGGUCAGCACGGUGGGGCCAGCUGGUACCAGCAUCAUCGAGGAAGCGCUGAAAUCCAACAACAUAUUGGGUCCUGAACCGUCACCAAAACCUUCCACCAGCCCGCCGUCUUCACUCGGCUCCCCGGGGAGGAGACCGCCAAAGUCUCCCUCAGAGCACAAGGAGCGCAAGCCGUCCUCCUCUGACGACAAAAAGAAAGUGCACCGAGGGGGCUACAGAGACUCCAGCUACUACUGGGAGGUCCACUCUCGAGAAGUCACCAUCCAGAAGAGAAUCGGUGCCGGCUCCUUUGGAACGGUCUUCAAGGGCAAGUGGCACGGAGACGUGGCCAUCAAGAUCCUUAAAGUCACCGAGCCAACCCCCGAACAGCUGCAGGCCUUCAAGAAUGAAAUGCAGGUGUUAAGGAAGACUCGCCACGUCAACAUCCUGCUGUUCAUGGGCUACAUGACGAAGCCCAACUUUGCCAUCAUCACCCAGUGGUGUGAAGGCAGCAGCCUGUACCGCCACCUGCAUGUCACAGAAACCAAGUUUGACACUAUGCGGCGCAUCGAUGUGGCCCGACAGACGGCGCAGGGCAUGGAUUAUCUUCACGCAAAGAACAUAAUUCAUCGAGACCUGAAAUCAAACAAUAUCUUUCUCCACGAGGGCUGGACUGUGAAGAUCGGAGACUUUGGCUUGGCCACGGUGAAGUCUCGGUGGAGCGGCUCUCAGCAGGUGGAGCAGCCCAGUGGCUCCAUCCUGUGGAUGGCUCCCGAGGUGAUCCGAAUGCAGGACAGCAACCCCUACACGUUCCAGUCGGAUGUGUACGGAUAUGGAGUGGUCCUGUUUGAGCUGAUGUCGGGGACUCUGCCUUACUGCAACAUCAACAACAGAGACCAGAUAAUCUUUAUGGUCGGACGCGGCUACUUGUCUCCGGACCUCAGUAAGCUCUUCUGCACCUCGCCCAAGUCCAUGAAGAGGCUCAUCGUUGACUGUCUGAAGUUCAAACGAGACGAGAGGCCCCUGUUCCCCCAGAUCCUUGUGGCCAUCGAGCAGGUUCAAGACCUGCUGCCAAAAAUCGAGCGGAGUCGCUCUGAGCCGUCGCUCCAUCGGGCCGUCCACGCCGAGGACCUGAACCCCCUCCUGUUCCACACCACCAGGCUGAUGCCCCUUUAGGCACGGCCCGUCUAACCCACAGAGACCACGAGCCCCCCGCCCCCGCCCCCCCGCGCCCUGCGGCUGUAGCACUCAGUAAAACUCACUGUAACGCAUUCCUUCGUCUCUCUGGUGAAUCCUCUGUUCCACAAAGACCUUCUCAUUAGGGGAAAGCAGUGUCUCUGGAAGGACCUUUCAGAUGUCUGUAGGAAAAGGUCAACGCGGACGCUGCCAGUUUCAGUAGUAACGUAGUCUUACUCGGCCCUUUUUAAAGGAGGACUGUAAUAUAUUUGAAGCAACAACACAUCAACGUUCGGCCCGUUGUUACCGCGGCGACGGCUGCUGUGCACGUUGGCUUUAUAGGGAGUUGGAGGCGGCGGUCCAAACGUCGACAUUGGAAUUCUAAAUUCGAAUACUUGUUCCAACUAGAGUCCAAUAGUGUCUCCAGUGUGCGUUUCCAAAAAGUCCAGAUCUAUUGAAAAAUACUUAGAAAAAGCAAAACUGUUGUCUGAAAGAGCACUUGGCAAGUCGAGGAGGAGCCGUUCACCCUGCAGGGCUCAUUGUUUUCACAGUAACUGUCACGCUGCAUACAGGAUUACAGUGUUAGCACUUUGACAGCAGGGUUGCUCUCAUAAGUUAUCAUUCUGAUUCCAAAAAUACAAGAUUUCAACAUAUAGUUAUAUAACAAGUGUACAUCUAGAUUUUUUUAUUUUUUUUCAAUUGAGAAAAACGCUUUAAACUUCCAGCCGCUCACACGGAGCAGAAUAUUCAGAUGCUGUGGUGAGCAGAUGGAUGUGUACGUGUAAGAGGCUGCAGGGACGCUCAGUGGACUCAAAUGGUCCCUGUGCUGGUCAACAAAGCAAGGUACGCUCUGAGAGGUUUAGUCCCCCAGCCUGUCCGGUCCUCCCCCAGAAUGUCCGCGGCCUCCAGGUCACCAGGGGACAGCUGAGGCGGCUUAAUAGGUGUGUGUGUGUGUGUGUGUGUGUGUGUGUGUGUGUAACUGACUGGCCGUAGUAACUUAAUGAGUCUUAAUGCAAGUGGUGUAUUGCUGCUCCAGAGAGGACACCCUCAUGUCCCUCAUGUCCCUCAUGUCCCGUGGCACACGGCUCCUUUGUGGUCUUUAAAGUGUAUUCAAACACCUCCACUGAGAGAUGUGGCGUCACACAGGACUGUAGCUGUCGGACAUGGAGGACGCUGAGGAGCCUGUUGAGAUGAGGUCCUCCAGACACACUGUGGGAGGUGUGAGAAGUGGAGUGUUCCCUCCAGGUGGCCCGGGCUGUAUGUGGAGGGGGGGCACAAAGCUCCAGAGGAUGCUAAAAGCGCUGUGAGUCCAGACGAGUCCGUAACGAAGCCUUAAGCCUUUUUAAUCGAUGGGGUCAUGAAAGUAGUCCCACGGAGCAGCCCGGUCCCCCGAUGCGAUGCGUGCCGGAGCCUCCUUCACUGGAACCAGCUGCUUUCAUCCUCUGGGAUGUGUGGCGGUCUGAACGGAGUGCGCUUUGUGUGGCUCCAGGUUGGGAAGCGGUUCCUCGCUGACGUGCUGUUGUCUCGCGUGUAGUUUCUGUAGCUCACUCGCGUGUGUGUGUGUGUGUGUGCAACGCGUUUUCUUUCCAGGAUUUAACAGUAACAAGCCUUUUCUCUUCAUGAAUGUAGGUUGCCUUCUAUCUUUCUCUGGCAUAACUGGUAAUCAUGGAAGUAUUUGAUACUACUGAGUCACCUGGUCUUUAGCGUGUGAGGGGGGUGUUCUGUGAACCGGCCUUGCUUCUCUGUAUAUAACACAGGUAGACCUGGAUACGUCAGCGUGGUGACAAGGGGGCUGGGUUCCCUUCCUGUCACUCAUUCCAGUCCAUUAGGUGGGUUUGUGAACUAGGGUUUGGAAAUAUUUUCUUUCUGUCUUUCUCUUAUUUAUUGAUGUCUUUGCGGAUGUUCUCCAGUAAACGUUUACAGAGAGACAUCGCUCUUUGCAACACUGACGUCAUCGGUGGACGCUCCGCUCCUCCAAUGACUUGUGUCCCCGUGCCGUCCCCUGCAGGUGCAUUUGCAGUGGCCUGUCUUUAAACAUCUCCAGCACAAACUAGGUAUCGGACCUGUUAGCAAUACUUUGUUCAGGGUUUCACUACAACAGCGUUUGUUAUUGGUAACACAAACUCCUGAUAUCUGCUUGAGCCUGUCCAGGGAUAUUUCUGUGUAGCUUCUAAGUAUUUGAUCGGGCUGAAUGAAAGAACUCUACCUUCUCUAAGUGGGCUGCUCUUCAUAGGAUUUCAGCUAAAUGCUUUGUUGGAUCAGGUUUCCCUGCGAGGGGUCGGCUAUUUCCCAGUUCAGAAAGGACAUCGGAUCCUUCCGGCUCUGCUUAGUGAGGGUGGUCUCUUCCAAAGAGGACUGUGUUCAUCUAAAAGAGGAAGGAACCAAUGCAACAGUUACUGGGGAUCCAUCGGAAUGGACCUGAACCGCUUUGUGUCACGUUCACGGUGACGCGCUGGGGGACCAGACUCAGAAGAGGAUGAGAGCGCUGUAUCAGUAGUUUGUGCUUUCAUAUCUCUAGGGGAAUUGAAAUACGUGUUUAGUUUCUGAGGUGUCAGGGUGUUCAGUCGGCAAUAAAUGAUAUAUUCUGUGUACAGUUACAUUUCUUUUUUUUUUUUAAUUACAAAAAUUGUACUUGUCUAUUUUUUUGUGUGAUGGUUUCAAAAAGAACAAAAUUAUUUUAAUGUGUAAAGGAAAUCUUAGUAUUUUUUUAGGGUUUUUUGUCUUAAAAUAUUGAUGCAGGAUUUAUUCUUUAAAUAAAGACAUUCAUCUGUG